Amblyraja radiata (thorny skate) is the source of this 2192-nucleotide messenger RNA. RefSeq names its product parkinson protein 7 (gene park7). The record is from RefSeq and is a predicted model, not a curated record. The transcript has 6 exons. Gene Ontology annotation, molecular function: oxidoreductase activity, acting on peroxide as acceptor. Bases 53 to 616 code for a protein of 187 amino acids. Gene Ontology annotation, cellular component: nucleus; cytoplasm; mitochondrion. Lineage: Eukaryota; Metazoa; Chordata; Chondrichthyes; Rajiformes; Rajidae. Gene Ontology annotation, biological process: glycolate biosynthetic process; response to oxidative stress; glyoxal metabolic process.
UCGGGACCCGUACUGCGCUCGCCGUGCACCCGCGGCGCGAUCUUUGGCCAAGAUGGCGGGCAAGCGGGCGCUGUUGAUCCUGGCCAAAGGCGCCGAGGAGAUGGAAGUCGUGAUCCCCACCGACCUGAUGCGCCGAGCCGAGAUCACGGUAAUAGUGGCCGGGCUGGCCAGUUGUGAAUCAGUAACCUGCAGCCGUAAUGUGGUCAUUUGCCCUGACUCCAGCCUGCAAGAUGCAAUCAAACAAGGGCCAUAUGAUGUAGUUGUAUUACCCGGAGGAAAUCUUGGAGCCCAGAAUUUAUCUGAGUCUCCUGCUGUAAAAGAAGUUUUGAAGGCCCAGGAAGCUAGAAAGGGUUUGAUUGCUGCCAUCUGUGCAGGCCCCACAGCUCUGCUUGCUCAUGGGAUUGGCUAUGGGCACAAAGUCACAACCCAUCCAUUGGCUAAGGACAAAAUGAUGACUGGAGGUAACUAUACUUACUCAGAAGCUCGUGUGGAAAUAGAUGGGAACAUCAUCACCAGCAGAGGGCCAGGCACCAGCUUUGAAUUUGGCCUUGCAAUUAUUGAAAAGCUUCUGGGAAAAGAGAUGGCUGAGAAGGUCAGGAUCCCCUUGGUUCUGUGAAAUGCCACCCGUGGCAUCCUGUGUGGAGGAAUUGGUUCAAUUGUUUUGAAACUAGGAGUCCCUUGUGCAUCAUUAAGAAAUAAUAAUGUCUUUAAGACUAUCAAGUUAAACGUUAUGAAUGCAGCAGGGAUAUAAAAUGUGAACUCACCAGAAUUAAAUCCUGACGGUAUAUACAAAAAGCUGCAUUUUUAUUCAACUGCUGUAUUGUGUGAAUCAAAUAGCUGCCAUUUGCUCCGGUUGAGAUGAGAACAUGUCAUUGUUUAGUUCCACUUCCCUGGACUUGCUCCGUAUCCUGCUUUUCCCAUGUAACUUCGAAGCAAGCCAAUUUUGCUUUUUGUAUAGUUUUGCAAAAUUGCUGUUACACAUUUGGGAACCAAAUAUUUUCUAAUUGGCUUCCUAUUCAUUUAGAGAAAUGUUUGCUCAAUCUUUUCAACUGAAAAAUGUGCAUUAGCAGUGUUUUCAAUUUUUUUUCCAUCUCAAAGUUCGGAUGAUUUCUGAAAUUAUGUCUAAAAAAAAAGUUGUUUGAUUUCCAGUGAAUGCUUAAUGAUGAUCAUUGGAAAGUGUAGAAUUAAAUUGCCACAAAUUAUUUGGCUUUGGAAUUCCUACUUGCUAGACCUGCAGUCUUUGAAUCAACACUAAGCAACAGUGUUUCAGCACUGGUGGACACAAAAAAUGCCGGAGUAACUCAGCGGGUGAGGCAACAUCGCUGGAGAAAAGGAAUUGGCGACGUUUUGAGUCGAGACCCUUCUUCAGACUGAAGAAGGGUCUCGACCCGAAACGUCGCCCAUUCUUUUUCCCCAGAAAUACUGCCUCAUCCGCUGAGUUACUCCAGCAUUUUGUGUCUACCUUCGAUUUAAACCAGCAUCUGCAGUUCUUUCUUACAGUAUUUGAGCACUCACAGCCUUGUAAAUUGGCUGUCAAAAUAUCAAAAAUUGGUGUGGUUUUAGUAGAUUAAUUUAUUGCACCAAAUAAAAAUUGAUCGCAGCUGUCUUCCAUGUUUACAUUUCUGCUACCUGGUACCUUGAAUUUACGGUAAAACCAGUGGUCACCUUCAUAACCAAGCAAGGUUUGCUUUCAAGUGUCAAUAUAUGGAACUAUUAUCUCAAGGUACUGUGGAGCAACAGUAACUUCGGUAUGUUAUUGUAGCAGUCAAUUUUCCCUGUGAAGGAGAAUUGACACAAUAUUACAUACGGUAAUUGGUACAGAAGAGGACUUUUGAAAUGUGAUCUGGGGAACAUUUUUGGAUUGAAUGUUUCUGGCCCAAUACGAAAGGCUUUGCAAGAAAAAGUUCUAAGAAAUGUGCCAGGUGAAGUGGACGAUACAUUCAUGGGGUAACUUCUAGGGAAUAGAGAUAACAAUACCACGGUGGCUGAUGUAUAAAUGAAUUGUUUGUCAGAGACAAACUAUCAAAGUAAACAAUGUAAUAAAAUUGUAGCUACUAAAAUUGUAUCGAAUCUCCUGCUGUUAUUUAUUAUUGAUCUUAAGAGUAUACAGACUUGGUAUAGUUUGAGAGACUCCACAGAGGGUCUCCAAGAGAAUGUCUGUUUUUGAUGAAUAAAGACCUUCAUGACUAGAA